GGGAUCUCCAGGCAGGGCUAAAUUUCUCCCGACUUUGCCUUCUGCGCCGACCCCACUCCCGUGCUGGUGAUCUGGGGAUGGGCCAAGCUGCCGUGGCAGCCCCCGAGUGUCCUCGGCGGGGAAAUGAUGCCACUUGAGUGGCCGGCAUCCUCUCUCGUCGGCUGGGAUGCACUCACCAUCCGCGGUGAUGCUUCACAGUGUGUAAGGUAGGCAGGGCGAGGCUGAGGCGAGUGCCUGGCUCCGGGUCUAUUUAAGUCGCAGCGCCGUGCUCUGUCUGGCACCGUUGCCUCCUUUUCCCUUCUCUAUUCCCAGUUCUCUCAGUUCUCUGAUACCCAAGCCUUUGAUACUUAUUGUGUAUACUCCUUCUCCAUAUAUUUCCAUCUUUGGUCAGUCACAAUUGCCACACAACCACCCUCACGUAUCCUCUCCUCAAGAUGGCGUCCGACAAGCCCUUCCACAGGUUCGACCCCAACUUCACAGAUCAGGUUAUCAAUGGCAUGGGCCCCAACACCACACCACGAAACCGCGAAGUACUCGGUGCUUUGAUCCGCCACAUCCAUGACUUUGCCCGGGAGGUUGAGCUCACUAUUGACGAGUGGAUGGAGGGCGUCAAGUUCAUCAAUGCCCUCGGCGAGAUCUAUGUGAAGAGCAACAAGACACGGAACGAGACCCAUCGCAUCUGCGAUGUUAUUGGGCUGGAGUCCCUCGUGGACGAGAUCGCCCAUAAGAUCGUUUCUGAGACGGGCAUGGACCCAACCUCCUCCUCCAUCCUGGGGCCGUUCUGGUCACCCAAUGCGCCGUUCCGCGAGCUCGGUGGCAUCAUCUUCCAAGACGGCGUGCCCGCUGGCGGCCGCGUGACCAAGAUGCACGGCGUGAUCCGCGACAUCACCACGGGCAAGCCUAUCCCCGGCGCCGUCUUCGACAUCUGGCAGGCCUCGGCCAACGGCAAGUACGACUUUCAGGACCCGGAGAACCAGACGCCCAACAACCUGCGCGGCAAGUUCCGCGCCGACGAGAACGGCCGCUACUGGUUCUACUGCCUGCACCCGACCGCCUACUCGCUGCCGCGCGACGGACCCUCGUGGCAGCUCCUGACCAUGAUGGACCGCCACCCCAUGCGCCCGGCCCACAUCCACAUCAUGGUUACGCAUCCGGAGUACCAGGGCUGCACGACCCAGCUGUACCCCAGCGACGACCCGUGGAUCAAGAGCGACACCGUCUUCGCCGUCAAGCCCGAUCUGGUUGUUGACUUCAAGCCGCUCCAGGGGGACGACAAGGCCACGCUGGAGCUCGAGUACAAUGUCAACCUCGCUCCCAAGGGCUACAAGGGCCGUCUCUGAACCGAGCAUGCGAUGGGGGUUGUGUUUGAAGGGAAGGCGACGGGAAGAGGCAGGGAGCAUUCUUUGUACAUAUAUCGCCACAUAUACCCAGCUUUGGGCGACUAAUGUCUGCCUCAACGCGGAGAGAGGGGGGGGUUUGGGCUCCGUUUAGCACUGGCAUAGUUACGGUUGGAUACUCAUUUGCUGUUGGUUAAUC
Chaetomium strumarium is the source of this 1536-nucleotide messenger RNA. Its product is annotated as Intradiol ring-cleavage dioxygenase-like protein. Gene Ontology annotation, biological process: catechol-containing compound metabolic process. Bases 435 to 1340 code for a protein of 301 amino acids. Gene Ontology annotation, molecular function: ferric iron binding; catechol 1,2-dioxygenase activity. The transcript is spliced from 2 exons. Lineage: Eukaryota; Fungi; Ascomycota; Sordariomycetes; Sordariales; Chaetomiaceae. The record is from RefSeq and is a predicted model, not a curated record.